AUGAAUCAAAUAUUUGAAAACUUUGGCAAUGCAGAUGAAAUAGUUGAGGAUGAUGGUAAUCCACCAUCCAUGGAUGCAGAUGCAAGCAAUGUCAAAGCGAAACUAUCAGCAGUUCUUACAGAUUUGAGAGAAAAUAUGAGUAACACUGAAAACCGUUUACACAUACGACGCAAAAAGCUUUGGGAUGACCUCCUUGAUGCACGAAAGUCUUCUAAGUGGUUCAAACCAGAUGGUGUAUUGAGAAUUGUGUUCAUUGGUGAGCCAGCAGUGGAUGGGGGAGGCCCUAAAAGAGAAUUUCUUACUGGUAAGUUGAGAGAUGUGGUUAUUGCAUUUAUAUUUGAGAAUGGGAGACAUUGUUUUAUCAACAUAGCAAUACCACUAAUUAAGAAGCUAUUACCAUAGUUAUCAAUAUUAUUCCACUCCAGGCCAGGAUGACAUAGGAGUGCCAGACAGUGAGUCUCAUUUGUUACUCAAAAAUUAUUACUACAUGGUUUGUACUUCUCAAAUGAAUAUAUCUGAAAUGUUUGGAAAACCCUGGCCGCAGUAAAUUAAAAACCUCAUUUGCCAGAUAUCUAUAAUUGUUAUCUGAUCAUAAUAAUUGCCUCCCCUGCAGGCAACUCAGUGGCAAUUAAACAGCAAAAUUAUGCCAAAUUUAUAACGGGGUUCAAUGAUAAUUUGCACAAGUAAGAACUAGAAUUACUUUCCCUGCUAGUCCAUAGUACAAUUGCAUGUCUGCCAAGUAUUGUGAAAUCCUGCUGUUUCCUGCAUAGGAGGGUGUCAUAAUAACACCGUAUGAAAGAAAUUUGUCAUGAUACUUUAGUAACAAGUUAACAACAGAUUGUAAUACCUGACAAAAAUAACAAUGCAUGCAAAUUUGCAAUUUUUCUUUAUACAGGUCGAUUUAUAUCAAAUCAUGUAUUGAACCCAAAAUCCCAAUGAUUAAAGAGCUUGAACAAGGAUUGGCUCUUUAUGGUUUGCUGAACACAGUACGACAACAGCCAGGGUUGUUUGAAGCUGUAUUUCUUGAGAGCAGUCAAUUUGAUAUUACUUUGGAUGACCUUCUGGAUUCUCUGGAAGUUAAAUACAGCCAAUCUCAGUUACUUAAAGAAAAAGAAGAUGUGUUUAAAUAUUUUUCAGACAUGGUGCAAAACAUAGCGCACUUGGGUGAGUGCUAGUGUUCCGGGAUAUUUGUCCCCCAGACCAUAUUUCCUAAAACCGUUGCCGUCCCCGUCCCCCCACCCUCCCCUCCCCAUGUGUUUGGUCUUGAAAACUUCUUGAUGUAACAAUAUUAGUGUUGUGGCUUUUGCUUUUAGUAAUAUUUAUGCUUUCCACCCUAUGCCCGACAUAACAAUCCUAAACGUAGCGAAGCUUGAGUGUUGCAUUGAUUGAGCUCUGUUUACUGGGCUGCACGGUAGACAGUAUAAUAAAUCUGACACAUGAUUGGGUUAAUUUGGCUUGGGGGUUAACAAUCCCGCAGCCGCUUUAUUUUAAAUUUUCAUAACAGAAAUUAAUUAAUUAUAUAUAAAUAUAUAUUGCACAUGAAAGAUGUGCUCAAACAGUUUUGCCCAGGAAAGGUGAGGGCAAGAUUAUGCCAAAGCAUCUUACUCUACUAAGAUGCACCCCACCCCAGGCAAUGCAAGACUCAAGUCUCCAUCCGCUAUUCGUCAUAUGAAGAUAAAGUGAGACACAAUGAAUCACAGACGCCCCUGCAAGCUGUGAAUUGCGAUGUGUCAGUGCGCAAGAAUAUAGUAAAUGUAGGUUCUAACAGUAGCAUGUAGUAAAAUACCAAAUAACUAAUAUGAAAAUAAUUCUAUACAACAGCCGCCCGUGCUAACUGUUGUUAAGAAACUCCUGUUAAUCUACAAGCCUGGAAAAAUGAAGCCAGCGGCCCUUGCACACUGGUAAACUAUGUAAUAAUAUACAACCGCAACAACAAGUACCAGCCCCUGCUUGGUACCAAUUAUCACCUGCAUGUUGUAAAGUAACCAAAUACUAAAUAAAUGAAACCACAACAAGCAACAACCAGUACCAGCCCCUGCGUGGUACCAAUUGUCGCCUGUUGACAGCUGCAUCUUACGGUAAUUAGAGAAGGCCUUACCCCAAGACUCCCCGCUAGUCUUGUAGAUAGGACAUAAUUAUACAAAUAAUAUUAGAAGUGAAAGUUAGGUGGAGAGCGAUGAAACCCUGAUGUAUUUCUGAAAAGCAUUAGACUUCCAUCGCCCUAAUGUGCGGAUUUGUGCAACCGACAUCCCCUUUUCUGCAGCAUAAGAAGCAGCCCCAAUUCGGAAACUGUGAGAUUUAUAGCGAGUUGGAUUUAGACCGCAAAAUUUUAUUGCUUCAGACAGCCGUGCAGCGAAAACUUUCCUGGUGACUGCGUUGCCCUGUUGUGUGAUAAAAAUUGCUCCAGGUUGAUUACCACGCAAUGCUAGGUAGUCGAGAAGGAGAGCAAUAGGGCAACACGAAUGCUGGCGUUGUAGCGACAAGGUGAAUGGACGUUGAUUAUAAUGGUGUUUAAAAUCCAAAAAGGUCAAAGUAAACCCAACCACGUGUUUACUAGAGCCAUAAACGUAAGAGAUUUGAUGCAAUUGUAGGGGUUGACAACCAGCAUUCGUCAUUGCCGUAAUUUCACCGAUACGCAAAAAGCCAAAAAAUGCCAAGGAACACAUGGCUUCAAAUUGGCAUACUUGAUAACGUGAACCUUGAAUAUUAGGAGCAGCGUUAAGUAACAUUUCUAAAAUGGGCAAUGUAAUAGGCAAACGACUGUCUAAAUGUGCGCCAUUUUUCGCGUAUCCCUUUAACAACUGAAUAAUGUAGAAAACCCGAGUUGGGUCGGGCAACCCAGAUAGCUUAUGAGAGUAGCCAAUGGCGGAUACAUAUGUAUUGACAGUAGACGGAGCGUAAUUGCGAUCAAAUAAGUAAGCAAUGAAAAGUGCUAAUGUGGUUGGAAAAAUAGGCAUUGUGAAGUGGGCUGUCUGGUAUAUGCUGCUGUGAAAUUGAGUGAAUAAUUUCCAUGCCCGUGUAUAAGUAGGAAUGGAAGAUUUUUGCAAGCUAGACUGUGCCAAGUGUGUAAUUAUACUUGCCAACUUUGAGGCUGCAGAUGAAGGGGAAUGUCUGUUGGAAGCCUGUUCAUGUUGGCCGGUGCUAACUGGUGAAAGGUGGACACCUGAAAGCGAGAUAAAGAAUCCGCCAAUUUAUUAGAAAUUCCGGCGAUAUGUUUUGCUUUGAAUACAAUAUUGUUUUGUAAGCAAACUAGCACCAUUUUGCGCACAAAACACAUCAAAGAUUUGUCGCGACAUGAUUUUUUGUUGAUAACAUGAACUAAUGCUUCAUUAUCAGUAAAAAAUAAAAUAGAUUGGUUGCACAUAUGGUGACCCCACAGGCAAAGGCUCAGGACAAUUGGACAGAAUUCCAAAAUAGCAAUGUUGCCGAUGGCUCAAUUGCUUAACUAGAGACAUAUUGUCAGAUGUUUCUGGUUAACCCAUCAAGCUGCAGAGCUUCCCAUUGAUGAGUAAAAUUGUCCGGCGUUAGACAAGUAAAAAAGUAAGGGCGCGCUGGGGCUCAAUGGGUUAAUCAACAAGAUUGACAUAGUUUCAGACAAUAACUAGCAUAUUUAUUCUACCUUGCAGAAAUCCCUGAGGUCACCUUAAAGGAUUUCCUGAAGUUUGUAACUGGUACGAAUCAAAUACCUCCAUUAGGCUUUCCAAAAAAUAUAUCAGUGGGGUUUCAGCAUGGAUGUCUCCCUUCUUGCAAAUGCAGACCAAAAGCUUCGACAUGUUCACUUACCUUGACUUUACCAAUCCAUGCUGAUAGUUCUGCUGCAAUGCAAGAGUUGCUCAUAUCUGCCUUGACUGAGUGUUAUGGAUUUGGAUAUGUAUUUUCUAAUACAGUUAAGUUAGUUAAUUAUUAUAAUGUUGCUGCCUAA
Messenger RNA from Paramuricea clavata, 3922 nucleotides. Lineage: Eukaryota; Metazoa; Cnidaria; Anthozoa; Malacalcyonacea; Plexauridae. The record is from the annotation of a GenBank genome assembly.